ACCUCCCCUUCCCCGGCCGCUGUCAAAGUUGACCGCCGGGCGCUGCGUUGCAAUGGAGAGAAGGGAAGAGGCGCAACAGCACCCGCUGCGGGGGAAGGAGGCGGAGGAGGAGGAAGAGGAGGAGGAGGAAGGAAAGCGGGGGGAUUGAGAUCGCGCCUGUCCCAGCUGCUGGAAACCAGCGCCGCUGAUCCGCGCUCGCCUGGCGGCGGCUGCGCGCCCACGAGAGAAGCCGAUCGCCCCCAGAAAUGCCGCGCUGCUGCUGCUGCUGAGAGGGAGACCCCGGCCACCCCCAGCGGUUCCUGGAAGGGUCUGGGAGCGGCGGAAUUAGCCGGCAGAGCAGGGAAAGGGGGUGGGUGGGUGCCCUCUGCCUCCGAUCCUGCAGAGCCCCGAGGCGGAGCAGCCGAUCUCUCUCUCCCUCCCUCCAUCCCCCUCCCCCCCCCGCCUCGGCAGAGCUUCCGUUUCUCUCCACUCCCCCCCCUCCGCCGCCGCCUCUCCCUGCUCCUCCCGGCCUCUUCCCGAUCCUCCCCAGCCAUGACCAUUCCGGUUUUCACCUCAUAAAGAUGGCGGUGCGGGAUCACUGCAACCUUUAGACUCAUGACUGUCAGAAACAUCGCCUCCAUUUGUAAUAUGGGCACCAAUGCCUCUGCUCUGGAAAAAGACAUUGGGCCAGAGCAAUUUCCAAUCAAUGAACACUACUUUGGACUGGUCAAUUUUGGAAACACGUGCUACUGCAACUCCGUCCUGCAAGCCCUGUAUUUCUGCCGGCCCUUUCGGGAAAAUGUGCUGUCCUACAAGGCCCAGCAGAAAAAGAAGGAAAACCUCCUGACUUGCCUUGCAGACCUUUUCCACAGUAUUGCCACGCAGAAGAAGAAAGUUGGAGUGAUUCCACCCAAAAAGUUCAUCUCGAGGUUACGAAAGGAGAAUGAUCUCUUUGACAACUACAUGCAACAAGACGCCCAUGAGUUUUUAAACUACUUACUGAAUACCGUCGCCGACAUUCUGCAAGAGGAGAAGAAGCAGGAAAAGCAAAAUGGCAAACUGAAAAACGGCAACAUGAACGAAGCGGAAGAGAACAACAAGCAAGAACUCACCUGGGUGCAUGAGAUUUUUCAGGGAACGCUGACUAAUGAAACGAGAUGCUUGAACUGUGAAACUGUUAGCAGCAAAGAUGAAGAUUUCCUCGAUCUCUCUGUUGAUGUGGAACAGAACACAUCGAUUACUCAUUGCUUAAGAGACUUCAGCAACACAGAAACAUUGUGCAGCGAACAAAAGUACUACUGUGAGACUUGCUGCAGCAAACAAGAGGCACAGAAAAGGAUGAGGGUCAAAAAGCUGCCAAUGAUCCUUGCAUUGCACCUGAAGAGAUUUAAAUAUAUGGAGCAGUUACAUCGGUAUACCAAGCUCUCUUACCGCGUGGUAUUUCCUCUUGAGCUGCGUCUCUUCAACACAUCCGGGGAUGCUAUCAACUUGGAUCGCAUGUAUGACUUGGUGGCUGUAGUAGUGCAUUGUGGCAGUGGACCUAAUCGCGGACAUUAUAUUACCAUUGUGAAAAGUCAUGGCUUUUGGCUAUUGUUUGAUGAUGACAUUGUAGAGAAAAUCGAUGCGCAGGCUAUUGAAGAAUUUUAUGGUCUGACUUCUGAUAUAUCUAAAAAUUCAGAAUCGGGAUAUAUUUUAUUUUAUCAGUCAAGAGAGUGACUUGUGAAGACACUUGACUUUUUCCACCCCGAGAGGAGAAACUGACCAACACUGUUAACUGACUUCCAUGUAGACUCAUCCAAUACAGUAUGACAGUGAUAAGCUCAUGCCGAAAUUGUGAACUAAGACUCUCCAUCUUUGACUGGAAGAUCUUUUUUCUUUAGUCUGAAUCUCAUUAACUACUGCAAGAACAAAUUUAUACAGCUCGUGUUCAUUUGCUGAAUCCUGCUGAACUGAGGUAUAAUGUGGCAUAGAUGUUUGCACCACCACUAAGGACCAUUUGUUCUCUGUUUCUAAAGAACCAUUCCUUUAGGCUAGUGGUUUUCAGACCAUGUUUUCAGGAACCUUGGGAUUCCUGAGAUGCCUGUCAGGGGUUCCUCAAUGAGAAGAUGCAAUAGUAACGGUAGACACCCAUCCCUUAAUGGCAGCUUGCCUGCAGCUACCAAUCUUCACCUGUAAAGGGCAGCUGUGGGGAGCACUGGGCUGUGUCCUAAGAGGCACUCUCACCGUUCACACAGGACAGGAGUGAGCCCCAGGAAACCUAGCCAACACUCCAAAUGAAAUGUGCAGCCUAGAAUACCCGACUCUUUUACAAGAACUCUGGCAAAUGCACAAGGGUUCCUAGGCAGAGCAAUCAAUGUGAAAAGUGUUCCCUUAAGUUGGAACGUUUGGGAAAUUGCUGCUUUAGAUACCUACUGAAAUGUAACUCAUAUUCAUGGAUCCUCAAUCUGGUUGGAUUGUGGAUUGUGUCACAUGGUACUCUUCAACUAGAAAACUAUUAUCUCCCGAUCCCCCUCAAGCUUUGGGUCCUGAAACAAUAUCAAAUUGGCAGCCGCAAAACACAACGUCGCUCAGUCCCGUUUGAACCAAAUUCCACCAGUCUUCCUGUUUAUCAUGUGACAGCACAGAUCAGCCAAACUGCUCCUUUGGAUUCCCGCACUGUAAAAGGCUUUAGGAGAUUUUGCACUGAAAAGAAAAGGGGGGGAAGUUGUUCUUCCAUGUUACUUUCACUGUGUGAUGAGUGAUAGUAUCCUUUUAUCCCAAAGAAAUACCACAAAAUGUCCUUGCGUACCUGAGUUUGCACAUGUCUAUAUGAGUAUCAUGCAUGCAAGCAAGUAUUGGUUGUACAAUCCAAUUAAGCAAUAGUGACCAUGAUCCAAAGCUCCAUAGGAUUUUGGUACAAAGCUCCGUGCAAAGAGGAGUUUCUCAUUCUUCCUGGUGUUUGGGGAUGCAUCAUGGGCACAUAAGAGAUCCUACAUGCAGAUCAGAAUCCCUGGAUUUAAGUGAAUAGCCGUCAUAUUACGCAGAGCUCUGGACUUGGACAGAUGGGGCCGAUUGCACUGAGAGCCAAAUUAUGUGGCAUUGCACAAAGAUGUACUACAUUUGUAGCCAUAUGUAAUGAAAAUCAGUUUUUAGGUUCCAUCUGUUUGCCACGCUCUAGUGUGAUGAACGCCGGAAACCUAAAGUAAAUAGGACCUGGUCCAAUUUCAGCUACUCCCAUUAAGUACAAAGAAAACUGGCCCAAAUUGGCAAAGCUGUUGGGUAAAAUACAGAGCUGCUGAUCCAAGAGAAAGGGCAGAUUUUGCUCCCAUCUCGAGGAUAUGCAGUGGUGGCCAAACAUGCUCUCUGGCCCAAACACUGGGUUGCCAAAGUUGUGCUGAGUGAGACUCCCCAUUUGAGGAAAUACGUGUCUCUGCAUGCCACCAGUAGAACCUGCAAUAUACAAAUAUCUCUGGCUCUUUUGCUCAUCAUAUUCGCAGGCAUUUUGCUUGUUGUGUAAUCAUGAAGAGCAUUUGGCCCUGCAGGAAUUAACAGCAUCAACAGCCAUGAGCAAUUUACUAGCAUGAACUUUUGUUUUAAGACUAUAUGAAUGCUUUGAGGUGUUCCCUGUUAGUUAUGAUAAAUGCACUCUAGCUAUUCAAUAGCUGUUUAAAAAUAUUAUUGCAUAAGUCAUGUUUAAAUGCAAAUAUCAGAAGAGGAAUGGGAAUAAUUUCUACUUUGCUGAAUUAAUGGAUCUAAAAUUGCAGAGUUGGAUUGUCUUGACACUUGUAAGGUGCAGUGCAUGGUCUUCGAUCAAAAUAAAAGGCAAAUAAAUACCCUGCGAGAUAUUCACGUUUGCAAUAUAAGAAACGAAUAGGAAUACAAUAAAUGAAUUGUGCAAAAGCUACUUCAUGCUGACAUAUACCCUGGAUUUGUGCAGAUCUGAGUAUGACUUCAAGUGAGAAAAUUCCAGAAGAGAUGUACAUCAUUUUUUCUAUUUUUUAAAAAUAUGCAUGUAUUUAUUAGGAAAGAGCCCCUUUUAGUACUUUCUGAAUAGAGAUCUAAUUACAGUUUUACUACUGUGCUGCUUAUUUUGCCAUAAUUCAACACUGUUGGAACUUGCAUCUUGGUUUUCCAUCUGGGAAUGAAAAUCUUUCUUGUGCGCAUGUGUUGUGUACCUUUGUUACAUUGUGGUGAUCUUACAGUAUUAGUGAGAACACCGUGUACUGUGCAUUUGGGACAGGAAACAGUGCAUUUAGAACUACUUUGUAGCACCUUACAUGAGCAUAAUUGGAUAUUCUUUAAAGUGCCAUAAACUGUUUUAUCUUUGCGGUGAUCUAACAGAGUAGAGGGAGAGUCUUGCUUGCAUGAAUAUUCCAUUUAUUCAACAGGGCUGUGGGUACUCUGUGUACAUAAACAGACACCUAUACAUAGAUUAAUAAAGCCUGUGUGUAUUCCUGACCACUUGAAGUCCUGCUCAGACCCAAUUUUGACAAAUUAAAUUUUAUAGCAGGCAUUCCCCACAUCUUUUCCAAACAUGUCAGUGGUAAAAAAGAUUAGAAAUAUAUAUAUUUAAAAACAAUUUGAAGAAUUCUGACUUCUCAACAAGAUGCCAGAUCCCACCCUUGCACAGUGACGUCAAAUGUAUAAAAAUAUACAUAGUCCUGAAUAUAGCAUAAGAAGAUUCAUUCCUGAUCAGACCAAAGGUCAAUCAGUUUCAAACAGUAGCCAACCAAAUGUCCCUGGCUAGCUACAAAGGCAAUAGCUCUUGCUUGCUCGUCCCCAAUAUCUGACACUCAGUAAUAUAUUCUGAAAAAGAGUUAAUUAUCACUAAUGUCCUUCGAUUCACCUAGGCCUCAUGGAUUUGUUGAAUCCUUAAAUAUAUAUAUAUCAAUUUGAGUGAUUAACUCUGUUCCUUUUCAUUUCCCCAUGAUUCAAUAUCUAUGUACCUAUUUAUGUUCUGCUAAACAUCAAAAAACCAUUGACUCAAUAAUACCAGUGAUAUUAAUUAUCUAGAGCUCAGUAUUUCAGGAAGGCAAAAUGUACACCUUUUGUGUUCAGUGCAAGAACACAAUAUAAAUACAUCAAAGGUCCCUAUAUGCAGAAUGCUUGAGGGCUAUUUAAACGGAAUAACUGAUGCUAUUGAGUUACUGUGAACAAAUACGUUAGUCUGCAGGUUCCUGACUAGGCUACUCGCUGAAGCAAAGGAUGGAAGUGUUGGGUUUAUAUCAAGAAGACCUCGAAUUGUGCCUGUCGUCUUUGUCACUGCACACACACAUGCGUCACUUGAUUCCUCAGUGGUUUCUUUCUGACAGCUUGAUAUGUCGAUCGACUCAGACCUGUUUCAGAUGUAAUGGGAAACCCUCGUCUUUUGUUGUUCCAAGGAGGAGAUUGUGGACGCGCCUACUCCUGUUUUAAAACAAAACACAGAUUCCCAUUAUGCAGAAACUAUGGUUUGUUUAAACUACAGUUAGGAAAUAAACCAGGAUUAGAAACCACAGUUUCCUCCCAGCUUUCAUUUUGUUUUUGGAACUUAUUGGAGUUUAAACAAAUCACAGUUCCCCAAGUUUCUACAUAAUGGGAGACUGUGGUUUGUUUAAAACUAAUAUUAUGGCCACAAAAGAAGCAAAGCGGGAGGAGUGUGUGAGCCCAAGGCUUAUCAUACUUCAUUCACCUAGCUGGACAUCAUCUGAGAAGCAUUGCACUUUAGGCAAUGAUGUGAAAGUUGUGUCGCUGGCUUUUGAUCUGUGCUAGCACAUUCACAUCUGUGAGGCAUCAUUUGAUCAAGUGAUUAACAGGCAUGUGUACAGCAGCCCACAGCAUGUAGAUCUUGCCUCAGAAUACAGAAUAUAGAAACUAUUCCUUAUGUUGGGACUGGAACAAUGCUAGCUUGUCUCAUCAGUAGCUGGAAUCAAUGGGGCUCUUUCCAUUAAAGCCCAUUUACAUCAAAAGACAACUGUCCUAUUGACUCCCAUGGGGUUAGGAUAUGAUCCUUUUGUGAAUGAAAUCCUUUACUUGCUUUGCUAUAUUGCACAGCAUUUCUCUCGACCAUCACUUUUCUGACAAGCUAGGCUGCUCUGGUUGUGGUGAAUAAAUGCACUUUCUAGUUCAGUGUUAAUCAGUGUAAUACAGAUGUUUUGUACAUUGCAAAGGUUGCUGCCAAACAUUUUAAGGAUAUAUGUUAAACCUCUUUUUAAAAUAAAUAAAAAGAAGCUAGUAUUAAUGUAUAACUGGAAUGUUUGGAGCUGAUGUUUGUAUGGACAGAAUUUUUGCAUUACUGGUGAAUAUUUUUUAAAAAAACAACUUAGGGGUUAGGGUAUAUCUGUGUUUUACAUUAACUACAAUAUUCUUUUUGUGGCAGGUAAUAAAGCCAGAAGAUGGAAAUAAUAUUUAAAUAUUUAUAAUAUACAGUUCAACAUGUUUUUUCCUUGCUGUAUCUCAUGAUUUGAGUUGGAUAAUAAAUACAGAUAAUUAUA
Molecule: messenger RNA, 6431 nt
Organism: Podarcis muralis (Common wall lizard)
Lineage: Eukaryota; Metazoa; Chordata; Lepidosauria; Squamata; Lacertidae
Gene: USP46
Product: ubiquitin specific peptidase 46
Biological process (GO): protein deubiquitination
Cellular component (GO): nucleus; cytosol
Molecular function (GO): cysteine-type deubiquitinase activity
Source: RefSeq, a predicted model, not a curated record